AUGAAGGCAAUUGACCGAAUAUAUCUGAAGUCCCCAACUCCCGCCUUCCCCGCGCCGCUCCAGCCAAUCAGAGACGAGCCCGAAGCGGCGCCCCCUGACCCCGGGGCCGGGCAUGGAGCGGGCGCCCCCUCCCCCCCCGCCGCCCCCUCCCCUCCCGCCGCCCCCCGGGACCCCCGGGACCCCCCCAGGGACCCCCGGGAGCCCCUCAGGGACCCCCGAGCUCGGGCGGGUCCUGCGGGAGGCGCUGGAGAGAGCGGGGCAGGCGCUGGGAGAGGACGGGGGGCUCGGGAGCUGCUGAAGAGGCGCCGGGACAGCCUCGAGGGUCCCUGGAAUUGGCUCGUGUUCCACCGGCCGGUGCCGCCCCUGAUCCAGAACGGGCCCCAGUGUGGCCUGGUGGCGCUGGCCAUGGCGGGGGCGCUGCUGGGACCCCCCCCGGCCCCAAUUGGGUCUGGGGGCUCUGCUGGAGACAGCGCGGGCCAGGGGCUACACCCGCCACGGGGAGAUGUUCUCAGCCGCCCAUUUGGCCUCCCUGGCCCAGGAGAUGUUCCCGUGCCGGGCUGAGCUGCUCCAGGGGGGGCUGGGGGGCCCCAACCGGGCCCGGGUCCUGCGGCACCUCCUGGGGGGGCGGCCCCUGCUCGUCCCGUAU
Molecule: messenger RNA, 646 nt
Organism: Haemorhous mexicanus (house finch)
Lineage: Eukaryota; Metazoa; Chordata; Aves; Passeriformes; Fringillidae
Gene: ACTMAP
Product: actin maturation protease
Exons: 5
Coding region: 1-561 (186 amino acids)
Source: RefSeq, a predicted model, not a curated record